Symsagittifera roscoffensis is the source of this 972-nucleotide messenger RNA. RefSeq names its product 2-oxoglutarate and iron-dependent oxygenase domain-containing protein 2-like. The record is from RefSeq and is a predicted model, not a curated record. Bases 1 to 972 code for a protein of 323 amino acids. The transcript has 3 exons. NCBI's taxonomy places the organism in Eukaryota, Metazoa, Xenacoelomorpha, Acoela, Convolutidae.
AUGGACUGUGGGGAUAAAAGUAAGGGUAAAAGUGCGAUUGAGCUGGCAAUUGAACUUGGUCAAAGAGAGUUGCCUGCUAAAACACUCAAAGUUAAUGGACUCCACGAAGGGCGAGAGUUUUGGAUCAAGUAUGCUGAUCUUCUAGAUCAAGCAUGGGCUGAGUUUCCACACUUACAUCCAGCGCUGUUUACGUACAAUGAAAGUUUUAAGGAAAAGUUUAUUGAACCGCAAUUGAGAGCAGCUGUGAAAGCUCUACGGGAAGCGGCAAAAGUAUGUAACGAAGAUGUUGAUGAAACACCUGUUAAGAAUCUUCUCACUGAGUCUAAAGACGUGAAGGGUGUCUAUGAACUCAAUAACGGAGUGUUCACUGAUGAGUUUCGAACUUUGCUUCUCGAGGAAUUAGAACACGUUGAGCAAAGUGGGAUACCAAUGAGAAGACCCAAUAGCAUGAACAGAUAUGGGUGUAUUUUGGCCCAAAUUGGGAUGAAGGCUGUAUUUGACCAGUUUUGCCGCGACUUCAUUUCGCCAAUAAUGGAGAUGAUCUACCCAGAAUACAUUGCGCGCGGGGAUACAUGCGACAACUAUCCGUUCACCGUCGACUACCGAAAGGACCCUUCGAAGGACUUCGACGUCGAUUUGAAGCGCCAUCGCGACUCCAGUUUGGCGACCUUGAACGUAUGUCUGGGCUACAAAUUCACAGACGGAAACCUGAAAUUCUGGGGCGAUAAUCAAACGCAUUGCUGUCCGAAUUGUCAGUCUUAUGAUGACUCGAAAGGCGACGGAGAGAUCAAAAUGACCCCUGGUCUGUCGAUAUUGCACAAAGGGGGACAUAUGCAUGCGGCGCUGCCGAUCACCAGUGGCCAUCGGGUGAACUUGAUCUUGUGGAUGUAUGGGGAGGGAGGGUAUGUGAGAAAUGGGAAAUACCCUCCGAGUUUGCAGACAACAGCAUUGGAUCGAUGGAGUGAGCGAUAA